UUCACACAUAACAGUACUAAAUUACUCCUACAACUCCUCUAACUCUCUCCUUCUCUCUUUCUCUCUCCAUUGAAUUUACCUUUAUUAACCAGCCUAUAAAUACCAUUUUUCCACAAUCAUUGCAGAACUCUUUUAUUUCUACACCUCAGAAACCUCAAAAAAAAACAAAAAAGUCCAAACGGCGGACGUCAAGCAACACAGGAAAGACACCCUCCUUUCUUGGCUGCCUCCCUUCUCCAUCUUCCCCCUGUUAUGGAAAUAACGCCGCCUCCGAACACCUGAAUUGUUCAAAUCCCAUUCUUGUCUAUACGAUCAAACUAGAAUUCAAUUUUGUGAAAUUGAUUAACCCUUUUGGGAUUUGGACCGACCCUUUUGAGUUUAUCUCGAGAUUUUGCACCAUGGCUGCAGCAGCUCCGGCAGCACCAACAGCAGCAACAAGUACCAGCUCCAGGAAGAAGGAAUUGCAAGGCUUGAUAUUAGGCCGGUACGAAAUCGGGAAAUUGUUAGGCCAUGGGACCUUUGCUAAGGUUUAUCAUGCUAGAAAUGUGAAGACAAAUGAAAAUGUAGCAAUCAAGAUUAUUGAUAAAGAAAGGGUGCUGAAAAUUGGGCUGAUUGCUCAUAUUAAAAGGGAGAUCUCUAUCUUGAGAAGAGUAAGGCAUCCCAAUAUUGUUCAAUUGUUUGAGGUGAUGGCUACAAAGUCCAAGAUCUAUUUUGUGAUGGAGUAUGUUAAGGGUGGGGAGCUAUUCAAUAAGGUUGCAAAAGGGAGGCUUAAAGAAGAGGUAGCUAGAAAAUAUUUUCAGCAAUUGAUUUCUGCAGUUGGUUUUUGUCAUGCUAGAGGUGUUUAUCAUAGAGAUCUUAAACCUGAGAAUAUAUUGUUGGAUGAAGAUGGUAAUCUUAAGGUUUCUGAUUUUGGGCUUAGUGCUAUUUCCGAGCAGAUUAAGCAAGACGGUCUUUUUCAUACCUUUUGUGGUACUCCAGCUUAUGUUGCACCUGAAGUUUUGGCAAGAAAAGGGUAUGAUGCUGCUAAAGUUGAUAUUUGGUCAUGUGGGGUGAUUUUGUUUGUGUUAAUGGCAGGGUAUUUACCAUUUCAUGAUCAAAAUGUUAUGGCUAUGUAUAAGAAGAUUUAUAAGGGUGAAUUCAGGUGUCCUAGAUGGUUUUCUCCCGAAUUGACUCGGUUUUUAACUCGAAUCCUUGAUACAAAUCCCGAGACUCGGAUUACGAUUGCAGAGAUAAUGGAGAAUAGGUGGUUUAAGAAGGGGUUUAAGCAUAUCAAGUUUUAUAUUGAGGAUGAUAAAUUAUGCAGUGUAAACGAUGAAGUUUGUGAGGGUGGUCGGGGUGAGACACUGGGUGAGGGUGAUGGGUUUGAGUCUGAUCAGUCUUUCUCUGAGCCUGAACCUGAAGUUGAGAGCAGGAGGAGAUUGGCUACUUUACCUAGGCCAGCUAGUUUGAAUGCAUUUGAUAUUAUUUCGUUUUCGCGUGGUUUUGAUUUGUCUGGUUUAUUUGAGGAAGGAACUGAUGGAGCAAGGUUCGUUUCAGGGGCUCCGGUACCAAAGAUUAUAUCCAAGUUGGAAGAGAUUGCCAAGGUUGUGAGUUUUACAGUAAGGAAGAAGGAUUGUAGAGUAAAUUUGGAGGGGUCAAGAGAGGGUGUGAAGGGUCCAUUGACGAUUGCAGCUGAGAUAUUUGAAUUGACACCAUCUUUGAGAGUUGUUGAGGUGAAGAAGAAAGGAGGAGACAGAGUAGAGUACGAGGACUUCUGUAAUCGGGAAUUAAAACCUGGUUUGCAGAAUCUAGUGCUCGAAGGUGCCCCUUACGCUUUGCCUUCAGACACUGAAUAGGCAGAGAAAGAAGAGAAAAGGGUAUCUCUCUUUGGCUACUUCUAUCAGUGUAGCUUUUGUAUCAUAGUUGCUUUUUUCUCUUUGGUUGUGGUCUAGGGGAAGCUCUUCUGUUUUCUGACCUUGCAUGUGCUUUUCUUGUCCGGUUAGUGUAGAUGAAGUAUCUAGAAAAUGAGAUACGCAGCUGUACACGGAGGUGACAUGAAUUUCUGAUGUAUCUUGAUCUGAUAAUCGAAUUUAUUAAAUAAAAAAAAUUAUAUUUCCCUUUUAUUUUAA
Coffea arabica (coffee) is the source of this 2108-nucleotide messenger RNA. Its product is annotated as CBL-interacting serine/threonine-protein kinase 12-like. Gene Ontology annotation, molecular function: ATP binding; protein serine/threonine kinase activity. Gene Ontology annotation, biological process: signal transduction; protein phosphorylation. The record is from RefSeq and is a predicted model, not a curated record. Lineage: Eukaryota; Viridiplantae; Streptophyta; Magnoliopsida; Gentianales; Rubiaceae.